Molecule: messenger RNA, 2274 nt
Organism: Penicillium daleae
Lineage: Eukaryota; Fungi; Ascomycota; Eurotiomycetes; Eurotiales; Aspergillaceae
Product: fungal specific transcription factor domain-containing protein
Exons: 2
Coding region: 1-2274 (757 amino acids)
Biological process (GO): DNA-templated transcription
Molecular function (GO): zinc ion binding; DNA binding
Source: RefSeq, a predicted model, not a curated record
AUGGCCGUGAUUUACUACCACAACAGGGAUGUGGACAAGCUCAAUGCUGAGAUUCAAGAUUAUGAAAACUUCGUCAGUGCCUUACGCAGUACCACCGAGCCUCGCACGGCCGAAUGGAUCAAAAGCUUGCUGGACAAGAAUGAGAUGGAUGCCGAUGAGCGGUCACCUCUCUCAUCUAUUGGCUCGCUAGAGGCGAUUGAUCGAGUAGAGGAGGAUCUAAAUCGGACCGAGCAUACUCGAGCUACGGGUUUCAUGGGGAAAAGUUCGGAAAUCUCUUGGAUGCAACGGGUCCAGAGAGAGGCCGAGCAACGGGCUCGAGGGUAUGCUGGAAUUAUGGAAUCUAAUCAGGAGAAAAACGAAGAAGGACGAGACGGAUUCUCACUUCAUGCACUAAACUACCAUUUGGACGACCUCGACAUCUCCGUCUCCGAACCAGUGGAACGAUACGACAUGCCCCCUCGACAUCUAGCUGAUCGGCUUUUCGACGAUUAUCUAGACACGGUACACCCUUUCUUUCCAAUUAUCAGCAAACCGCUUUUCCGCGCUCAAUACCAGACCUUCUUCGACAGUUUCGCUAGAUCCAAUGCUCCUCGACCGGGUGAUAAGUGGCUUGCCAUUUUGAAUACUAUAUUUGCAAUUGCGGCCAAGCAUGCCCACCUCAUCAAUGCACCGUGGCGAGGGGUUUGCGACGACCAUUUGAUGUAUAUGACCCGGGCUCGACUACUCAGUCUCAAUUCCGAGGUCUUGUUCAGCCAUCCGGACCUUCAGCAAGUUCAGGUUGAGAGCUUGAUUGCAUUUUACCUCCUUGCAUCAGAUCAAAUUAAUAGGUCUGUUUUUAACCUCAUCCUCUGGUUAUAUUUCAAACACCCACUAAUGAUCGAGAAUAGGGCAUGGAGAAUCUCUGCUCUAGCGGUCCGAUCUGCGAUCACGCUUGGACUCAACCUGAAGAACAACAGUUCCAUUACAUCCAACAUUUCCAAAGAAGCUCGGUACAGAGUCUGGUGGUGUCUAUAUUCCUUUGAACACAUGCUAGGAAUCAUGACUGGCCGAGCCAUCUAUACUCUCGAUGGCGGAUACGCAACUCCUUUGCCCCUUCCUUUCGAAGAAGAACAACUACAAGAAGAUCCCACGGCCAUUGAGAUAUUAAACAGUCCCGCUUUACGAGAUGAGCUGAUCAAUAACGUCAUGUCGAGUACCGUGAUCCGACAAGCGGGCAGCCGGGAAGAUGCUCAGAAGUCCAGACCUCGAGACCAAACGUGGCUCAAAAAACUGCCUUCUAAUUUUGGACUUUGCUAUCUAUAUCAUUGUGACUUGACAGUCAUCACGCAAGAGAUUGUCAACAAAGUCUACUCGACCAAUUGCGUCAAGUUGACAUGGUCAGAGAUUGAGGCGCGGCUCGAUGAACUUCGCGCUCGCAUUGACGCCUGGCAGUCGAGCCUUCCAACGGUGCUUGACUUUACCAAUGACGAGGCCGAAGAUACGCCAGAUCAACUUCGAUGCAAAUUAAUCCUGGCAUUUCAUUACUAUAGCGCGCGGAUUACUCUUGGACGCCCUUGUCUUUGCCGACGGGAUGCACGCCAGCAAAAUUCUCAACAAACUUUCAGCCAUACGAUGGCUCUCAUUACCAUAGACUCGGCCUCACGCCUACUUGGCCUGCUCCCCGACGAACCAGACGUCCUGCAACUCUUCCGAAUCUGUCCGUGGUGGUGUGUCUUACGCUAUCUCAUGCAGGCGACGACAGUCAUCCUCCUCGAGCUGUCCUUCGGCAGCGUCCACCUCCCAGAAGACGAAGACCGGUUCGUACGAUUAGCGAAAAAGUCAAUACGCUGGUUCCACGCCAUGUCCGAUCGAAGCAUCGGCUCACGACGAGCCUGGCAACUCUGUGACUCCAGUUUCCGGAAACUGGCCAGCGGCAUGAAAUACAACACCGACGAUCUCCCCUCCCAUCCACGCCCGCAAGAGCGUUUCGCCGCCGAGAAUAAUGUUCAUUCUCAUAUCUCAUCUUUUCACCAUGGAGGAGGUCAUUCCUCCCAUAGCGAUUAUUUCACGCUCCACCCGGAAGAGAUGAACCCCCUUUUACACCGUCCCGCCCCUGUACAUGAUGGAGAUGCCUGGACGAAUUACUUCAACCUCCCCACUCCCGAUUUGAUGUGGCCGCUUUCAGGCCCGGUUGAAAUUACUGAAGACUCGUAUUUUCCAUAUGACCCUCUCAGUGAAGAGUUUAUCCGGUCUUUCUUUCCUUCUUCGGACGAGGAGAAUAGGGGACCGCGAUGA